Hordeum vulgare subsp. vulgare (domesticated barley) is the source of this 1754-nucleotide messenger RNA. RefSeq lists its product as uncharacterized. Gene Ontology annotation, biological process: signal transduction. The coding region runs from base 65 to 1369 and encodes 434 amino acids. The record is from RefSeq and is a predicted model, not a curated record. The transcript has 10 exons. Lineage: Eukaryota; Viridiplantae; Streptophyta; Magnoliopsida; Poales; Poaceae.
AGGGAGAGAGAGAGAGAGGGACGGCUGUGAUCUGGUCAGCCGUGAGAGCAACGAGUGAGGUUGGAUGGAAGGGAACGGGAUAGGCACGAGCUGGAUUUGGCAACCCAAAACUGUUAUCCCCUCCGCCAUUGACUCUUCUCUCGAAUCCAAAGCGCACGGCACAGGCACACAAGAAUCCUCCCUCUUUUUCCUUUUUUCCAUUUCAUUCUGGGCGGCCAAGUCCUCUCCUUUCUCUCUCUCUCCAUCACCUUGCUCUUCCUCCUCGAUUCGAUCCGAACCCAUCCGAUUCGGAAGAGAGGUACUCACUUGCCCCAACCACUCCGCGCGAUCGAAGCAAGGCGGGCUCGAUUUUUCCGGCACUAAUUCGUCGGCAGUGGUGAUGCCGCUUGUGGAAUCGCCUCAAUGGCGCCGGAAGGCGACCGAUUUCUUCUCUUCAUCUAGUUUCAAGCUGAAGCAGGCAGGGCAAUCUGCAGGGGAUAAUAUAGCUGAUGUUGCUGGGAAGGUUGGAACAGUGGUGAAGAGUCGGUGGGCUAUCUUCCAGGAUGCUAGACAGCGACCGCCACUACCUGGAGAUACCGUGCAGGAGCGCUUCAUCUCUGCUGCCGCUAACACUGGAGUGAUUCUGAGGAAGGGCAUUUCAGAGACAAAGGAGAAGGUCGCAGUUGGAAAGGUCAAAGUUGAAGAGGCUGCCAAAAAAACUGCGGAUAAAAGCAAAACUAUUUUGAACAAUAUUGAACGCUGGCAGAAGGGAGUUGCCAGCAGUGACGUUUUUGGUGUUCCUGUUGAAGCCACUGCACAACGGGAGCAAUCUGGUAAAGCUGUGCCUCUGAUACUCGUGAGGUGUGCAGACCACUUGGUUAUAUCAGGCUUGAGUAAUGAGUACUUGUUCAAAUCUGAAGGCGACAGAAAAGUUCUUCAGCAACUAGUUUCACUUUACAAUGAGGAUUCGGGUGCAUCUUUGCCUGAUGGUGUUAGCCCUAUUGAUGUAGCUGCACUGAUCAAGUGCUACCUUGCCAGCAUCCCCGAACCGCUUACGACGUUUGCUCUUUAUGAUGAGCUUAAAGAUGCGAGGGUUAGCAUUGAUGAUCUUAAGAACAUACUGAAGAAGCUUCCAAAUGUGAACUACAUGACACUAGAAUUUGUUACAUCAUUGCUACUGAGAGUAAGCCGUAAAUCAGCACUCAACAAGCAAAUUUUGGUGCCAAGUGCAGAUGGACUCUCGUACCCUUGCUGUGGAGUUCGCACCUUUGAUCAUAUGGCAACAAGGGGAUUCUGGAACAGAUUUGCGGAAUCAUCUCAGAUUCACACUGAAACCACCUCCAAAAAUCGUGGACACAACAAGUACCAUUACAUGGGACUUGCUAGAUGAGGAUGAUGUGGAUGCUUCGUCACAAAUCCCCUUGGAUGAUGCUUCGCCUCCAGACUACGGUGCCAUUGAGGUGAUCCAGUGCUUGAUUGAGCAUCACAAUCCCAUAUUCACGGAUGCAAACGAGACUGUAUGGAGAUGACCUGGCAGGCUCAUCUUUAGAUUUCUGUGGUAUUUAGCUCGUGCUAUGUACAAGUUCCAGGUCGUAGGAUGGCGAAUAAGCCUCAGGGACAAGCAUUUUGGUCCAAACUUCUUUUUCUUUUUGUGGGAGUAAAAGUAGGAACUGUACAUAUUAAUUGUCCACAUGACAGAGUUGUCUUUGUGGGAUUUGCCUCGACAUGUGAACAUGUUUGAAUACAUUUAAUUUAGAUUUUCAGAAUUGUUAAAA